This is a messenger RNA of Notolabrus celidotus (New Zealand spotty), 3554 nucleotides long. Its product is annotated as signal transducer and activator of transcription 5B-like. The coding region runs from base 181 to 2541 and encodes 786 amino acids. Gene Ontology annotation, biological process: regulation of cell population proliferation; cell surface receptor signaling pathway via JAK-STAT; defense response. NCBI's taxonomy places the organism in Eukaryota, Metazoa, Chordata, Actinopteri, Labriformes, Labridae. The transcript has 19 exons. The record is from RefSeq and is a predicted model, not a curated record. Gene Ontology annotation, molecular function: DNA-binding transcription factor activity, RNA polymerase II-specific; RNA polymerase II cis-regulatory region sequence-specific DNA binding.
UCAGCUUGAUGCUAAACAACAACAGCUGCUUUACCAUGAACCCAGAAGGCGUUAAAGUAGUUUGCGAUGUGACAUGUAUGAUAACUAAUGUGUGUUGGCUUUAAAGGUGAGGUGUGCUCGUGCUGUCUGCUGCUCAUGGUGUUUCUUGAAGACUUGCGUCAGUCUCUUUAAAGGAGCACCAUGGCAAUGUGGAUCCAGGCCCAGCAGCUGCAGGGUGAGGCGUUACACCAGAUGCAGGCUCUGUAUGGCCAGCACUUCCCCAUCGAGGUGCGACAUUACCUGGCCCAGUGGAUCGAGAGCCAGCUUUGGGAUUCAGUGGAGUUGGACAACCCAGCAGAGGAGGCUAAAGCUAAGCGCCUGCUGGACAACCUGGUGACGGAGCUGCAGAGGAAGGCCACACUUCAGGGGGGAGAGGACGGCUUCCUGCUCAAAAUCAAGCUGGGUCACUACGCUAACCAGCUCAAGAGCACCUAUGACCGAUGUCCUUUGGAGCUGGUGCGAUGCAUAAAACACAUCCUGCACUCGGAACAGAGGCUGGUUCAAGAAGCAACUAACGCCAGCUGUGGGAGUGGGGGGCCGGCCAUGGACAGCCUGUCACAGCGCCACCAGCAGAUCAACCAGGCCUUUGAGGAGCUCCGCCUGGCCACGCAGGAAACUGAGAAUGAACUGAGGAAGCUGCAGCACAGUCAGGAGUACUUCAUCAUCCAGUACCAGGAGAACCUGCGCAUCCAGGCUCAGCUGAGCAGCCUUUCUUCGCUUCCUCCUGCUGAACGCACCCAACGGGAGACCACCCUUCAGAGCAAGAGAGCCACUGUGGAGGCCUGGCUCACGCGAGAGGCCAGCACACUACAGAAAUACAGGCUUGACAUGUCAGAACAACACCAGAAGACCCUGGCCCUCCUCAGGAAGCAGCAGACCCUGAUCCUGGAUGAGGAGCUCAUCCAGUGGAAGAGGAGGCAGCAGCUGGCUGGAAACGGGGGUCCUCACGAGGGGGCACUGGAUGUACUCCAGUCCUGGUGUGAGAAGCUGGCCGAUCUGAUCUGGCAGAACCGACAGCAGAUCCGACGCUGUGAACAUCUUACUCAGCAGCUUCCUCUGCCGGGGCCCAUGGAGGAGCUGCUGAGCAAACUCAACGCUGACAUCACUGAUAUCAUCUCUGCCUUGGUCACUAGUACGUUCAUCAUUGAAAAGCAGCCGCCCCAGGUGUUAAAGACCCAGACCAAGUUUGCAGCCAAAGUGCGCCUUCUUGUGGGCGGGAAGCUGAACGUCCACAUGAACCCACCUCAGGUAAAAGCUGUCAUCGUCAGCGAGCAGCAGGCCAAAGCUCUGCUGAAGAACGAGAGCACACACAGUGAAAGCAGUGGAGAAAUCCUCAACAACAACUGUGUGAUGGAGUACCACCAGGCCACAGGCACACUCAGCGCACACUUCAGAAACAUGUCACUGAAGCGGAUCAAGCGCUCAGACCGUCGAGGAGCGGAGUCGGUGACGGAGGAGAAGUUCACGGUUCUGUUUGAGUCUCAGUUCAGUGUCGGAGGAAACGAGCUGGUGUUCCACGUUAAAACCUUAUCUCUGCCUGUGGUGGUGAUCGUUCACGGCAGUCAGGACAACAACGCGACAGCGACGGUCCUGUGGGACAACGCGUUUGCUGAGCCGGGCAGGGUGCCGUUCAUUGUGCCAGACAAGGUGCUGUGGCCCCAGCUGUGCGAGGCCCUCGACAUGAAGUACAAGGCAGAGAUGCACAGCGGGCGAGGCCUGUCGGAGGACAACCUGGUGUUCCUGGCACAGAAGGCUUUCACGAGCAGCGGCAACAACCCUGAGGAAUACCGCAACAUGACCAUGUCCUGGGCCCAGUUCAACCGGGAGAGCUUGCCAGGACGUAACUUCACCUUCUGGCAGUGGUUCGAUGGAGUCGUGGAGCUCAUGAAGAAACAUCUCAAGCCUCACUGGAAUGAUGGGGCCAUCAUGGGUUUUGUCAACAAGCAGCAGGCGCAGGACAUGCUGCUGUCCAAACCCAACGGCACCUUCCUGCUGCGGUUCAGUGACUCAGAGAUCGGAGGCAUCACCAUCGCCUGGGUGGCUGAGAACCCCAACAAACCAGGUGAGAGGCUGGUCUGGAAUCUGUUGCCUUACACGACCAAGGACUUCUCCAUCCGCUCUCUGGCUGACCGCAUCAGUGACCUGAACCACCUCCUGUUCCUCUACCCUGACCGGCCCAAAGACGAGGUCUUCGCCAAGUACUACACCCCUCCACUCUCAAAAGCAGUGGAUGGAUACGUAAAACCACAGAUCAAACAAGUGGUGCCGGAAUUCACCACCCAGAACCCUGAAUCCAGCGGAGGAACUCCUACGUUCAUGGAUCAGACAGCUUCUCCCUCAGUGAGCCACCCCAACAACUUCAAUGUCUAUCCCUCCAUGAGUGACACCAUGCUGGAUGCAGACGGAGACUUUGACCUGGAUGACACCAUGGACGUGGCUCGCCAUGUUGAGGAGCUGCUCCGCCGGCCGAUGGCCAACCAAUGGAGCAGUCAGCAGUCUUGAACCUGAAGCUAAACCUGCUGCAGGUUAUUAGGUCUUACCUGACACAAACACACCCCGGACUUCACCCACAGCAAGAUGACCUGUCUUUAUCUGUCUGAGAUGUUCCUGCACAGAGACAGGUCUAUACAGUCAAGUGAAGGUACACCUCCUGUAAGAGUCGAUGUUAGCAGCGGUUAAUGUCCUCUUAGUCGUGCAGUAGUUUCUCAGCAUCGUCCUCGUGUGGAUGCUUGGGGGAUAACUUGAUGUGGUAGAUAGGAUUUUGAUACAUAACUGAGACAUACAGUCAGUUUUCAUGUAAGCCUUGUAUUAAUAUAUGCCUGAUGAGCAUUAAGCUGGCAGUGGGAGAUUUCUACGUUAAAGUGCACAGAUGACAAAAAUAGCUUUUUUUUAUUCAAUUCUUCAGAAAGAGUUCCGUCCACACAGUCAACACAAGUUAAAGCAGCUGAAUCUGAUUCCUCUCUUUAUCACAGGGAGUCUUUUUUUAUUUCUUAAUGUCGCUGAACAUCAGCCACUGUGAAGACAAACAGUAUUUAAAUCAGCUGCUUUAACCACAUCCUGAUUAUACAACGGAGACUGAAACAAGCAGAAAACAACAAACACGUCUUCCAGUCGGGCAUAUUGGUAAAUGUUUGCUCCGUCUAAAGCUUAGCUGUGGGUCAAGCUGUACGACGGGAUUAAUCUGAAGUUGUGUGGAACAAAAAUCAUGGUUUAAACAUCACUCAGUUAUACCCAGCUAGUCUUAAAUACAACCCACCAAAGGUCAGUAAACUUGAGUUUCAACUUUCUACAUUUCCAUAAUGUUCCAGCAGGGAAGAAGACUGCCGGCAUGCUAGCCCGUAGAGAGGCGUGUAAACAAAACUCAACAUGUCUUUUUAAGUGUUUUAUGUGGAAGGAAAUGUAUUCAACCCGUUUGGUCACCGCGCCCACAUACGCAUGUAUUGUUCUGGAGAGGAAAGGUGAAUGUAAAGUGAAACUUUCUACAAUAAAACUCAACAGGAUACUUUUAAACCUUC